Messenger RNA from Puccinia triticina, 3408 nucleotides. RefSeq lists its product as uncharacterized. The coding region runs from base 1 to 3408 and encodes 1135 amino acids. Gene Ontology annotation, biological process: mismatch repair. The record is from RefSeq and is a predicted model, not a curated record. The transcript has 20 exons. Gene Ontology annotation, molecular function: mismatched DNA binding; ATP-dependent DNA damage sensor activity; ATP binding. Gene Ontology annotation, cellular component: nucleus; MutSalpha complex. Lineage: Eukaryota; Fungi; Basidiomycota; Pucciniomycetes; Pucciniales; Pucciniaceae.
AUGAGCGGCUCAACCUCGAAAGCGUCAAGCAAACUGAAACAAUCCACCCUUGGUGGCUUUUUCCAAAAAUCGGCUCCAGUCAAGAAGAGCACAACAGCCCUGUCCUCCGAUUCACGAGCCAACAACCUUAGUAGUGAUCCGGACACAAAACCCCUAGCACAGUCGAAUGAUGAUAUGGAUGAAGAUGAAGAUGAAGGGAUAGUCGAAAGGUCUCGUACUGCCGCCCGGGGCAAGCGUAAAAGUGUCGUAGUGGCUGGUAGCUCGAGCGAGGAUGAGGAGCCUCCAGCAUCGCGAUCUCGGCUGCCCGCAAGCAAGAAGGCACGCUAUUCAUGUGCGUCAUCGGCUUCUGGCGCCUCUACUCCCAAAAGUGCUGGGGACGGAUUCUCUAGUCACGCGAGUACUGCUGGUCCCAGUGAAGCUGAUGAUGAUGACCUCGAGGAUGAGGAUGAUAAUCCUGGCUUCAAACCCAAGUCCAAGCUUUUGGCCACCAAGUCUACCAAAUCAUCGUCGUCUACCAAAUUGAAGUCCGGACAAUCUGCAACCAAUCCUGACAAAGCAGCUGGUGGUGCCGAAGCUCCCUGGAAACAAGGACCCUGGGCUUUUCUCCGUGAUAUAAAAGAUGCCGAUGGAAACCCGAUGGGAUCUCCAGAAUAUGAUCCCAGAACAUUGCACAUUUCGAAAAAAGAUUGGGCUUCUAUGACUCCGUUCGAGGUCCAGUUUUGGGAAAUCAAACGAAAUCACUUUGAUACAGUCUUAUUUUUCCAAAAAGGCAAAUUUUCCGAGCUUUACGAAGGAGACGCUUUGAUUGGACAUCAGGAAUUUGAUCUGAAGAUAACCAAGCGUGUCAAAAUGUCUAUGGUUGGGGUACCCGAAAGUUCGGUGGAUUUUUGGAUUGCAAAAUUUCUUGCCAAAGGCUACAAGGUCGGAAAAGUCGAUCAGUGUGAGACCGCCCUGGGUGCCGAAAUGAGGAAUAAAGGUAGCCUGCCUGCCUCAAAGUAUGCUAAGCCACCACCACAACAAAAGGGAUCAGGCAAGGAAAUCGUCAGAAGGGAGUUGAGGAGUGUCGUCACUUCGGGCACAAUCGUCGACGGUAGUAUAUUGACCGACGAUGCAGCUACUUGCUUAUUAGCCAUCAAGGAAAACUACAACUCUUCGGAUUUUCCUGUCUUUGGUGUAAUAAUCAUGGACGCUGCCACAGCGGAAUUUAACUUGACACAUUUUGAAGACUCUGCAAACAGGACACAUCUCGAGACCAUCAUGAGUCGGUUCAAACCCAAGGAGAUUCUGCAUGAAAAAUCUGGUCUAUCGCCGGCCACCUUGCGAGUCCUGCGGAAUACAGCAUCUUCCGAUUGUACUUGGACCGCUCUCAAAAGCGACGAAUUUUUGGAGCCCGAAGAAUGUGUUUGCAGAUUGACGGAGCUCUUCCAAGAGUCCGGAGGUCAGAUCCCUGAAGUCUUUAAAUCUUUCAAUAGCAAAGUGGAAACCAUGCAAGCUCUGGGUGGGCUGUUGUGGUACCUCAAGCAACUGAACCUCGACAAGGAUCUGCUCACUUGUAAGAAUGUCAAGGUGAUGGAUGCUUUUCGCUGCAGUAAGACCAUGCAUCUGGACGGCAAGACCAUUUCUGAUCUUGAGCUCCUUCAAAGCGAUGGAAGCGAAGAGAGUCGACUCUUGAAAUUAUUAAACCGCUGUGUUACCUCGUUUGGCAAACGACUUUUUAGACAUUGGCUCUGCUCUCCUUUGCAGGACGCUGAUGCGAUUCGAGCUCGACUGGACGCGGUAGACUUCCUCAUGAGCCACCCCUCCUUUGAGAAAACGUUUAGUGCUCUUUCGGGCCUGCCGGACUUGGAACGAUUGAUCAGCCGAGUUCACGCGGGUGCAUGUACCGUACCCAACUUCCUCAAGGUACUGGAAGCGUUCAAAAAGAUUUACAAAACCACUCAAGAGCUUCGCCAGCUCAUCGAUGAGACACCAGCCAUCUUACUUCAAGAGUUACUGGACUCGCUCCCAGAUGUUGAGAAGCUACUCCAGAACCUUGAAGACAUGUUUACCCUAAACGAUGAUCGUCGAGAACUUUUACCUCUUGAAGGAAAAGAUGAGUCUUACGAUAUGGCUUUAGAGGAAGAAAGAGAGGCGGAGAAGGCGCUCAAGGCUGAAUUAAAGGCGGCUAAAAAGUUGCUCAAAACUGAAGAUGUGGUUUACAAAGAUAUCGGAAUCAAAGAUAUUUAUCAAAUUCAGGUCAGCGUUAAAGUCAAGCCGCCGUCGAACUGGACUAAAAUGUCAGGAACCAAAGAUUGCGCGCGUUACUAUAGCCCACAAUCUGCCCAACUUGUCAAAAAGCUGAAACAAGCACGCGAGAAGAAGUCAUGUGCACUCAAGGAUUUCCAUUUAAAGGUUUUUCUGGCGUUUGAUGAGGAUUAUCUGACCUGGCUGCAAGUGGUCAAGUCGAUUGCGCAAUUAGAUUGCGUGCUCUCCCUGGCGAAAGCCUCGAUUGCACUGGGCGAAACGACCUGUCGGCCGCAGAUUGUUGACUCGGCUGAGGCAAUGGUCAAGUUUGUCACGCUCCGACACCCAUGCACUGUUGGUCGAGACGACAGCGACUUCAUCUCGAACGAUGUCUCGGUGGGCGGAGAUGAAUGUCGGAUGAUCCUCCUCACCGGUCCUAAUAUGGCCGGGAAAUCAACAUUGCUUAGAAUGACGUGUGUUGCCACUAUCUUGGCACAGAUCGGGUGCUAUGUUCCUGCGGAAAGCGCGAUCAUUUCUCCGGUCGACCGUAUCUGUACUCGUAUGGGUGCCAGUGAUCACAUUUUCGCACAUGCUAGUACAUUUAAGGUCGAGAUGGAUGAUGCUUGUAAAAUCCUUAAGGAGGCGACUUCGAAAUCCCUGGUAAUCCUUGAUGAACUCGGUCGAGGUACCAGCACCUUUGAUGGACAUGCGAUUGCGUUCGCCGUGUUGCAUCGACUGGCGACCCAUUCAAACUGUCUGGGCUUCUUUGCUACUCAUUAUUCAGCACUUACAGAAGACUUCCAAGCACAUGCCAAUGUCGCCACUAAGUACAUGCUCACCAAUGUUGAUGAAGUAACUCGAGAAGUGGUGUUUCUGUACAAGCUCGCUUCCGGUGUCUCGCCGCGUUCCUAUGGACCGCAUGUAGCCAAGAUGGCAGGGAUUCCAAGCAAGAUCGUCCAACGGGCAAUCUCAAUCAGUGAAGAGUUUGAAAAAGAAACCAAGAACCGACAGCUUUCGACUAAACAGUCUGACCAUCGACUCAACCUAGUCUUACAAGCUGACACCGCAUUCCUGAUCAAUUUGGUCAAGAAAGGCGGCUUUGCUGAUCCCGCUUCUGUCAAGGAAAACUUAAACACACUCGACCGUGUCCUAAGUGGCAUUCAAAAGUUUAACUUUCGUAACUGA